UUUUCGUUUCUGGGUUUUGAUUUUUCGAAACAUUUCAUACACGGGGUGUUUAAAGUUUCAAUUUUGAACUAAAUUUUCGUGUGACCCACCUCAUUAUUGUUAUUUUUUUUAAAAAAAUUUGGUAAGAGUGUUGUUUUUGUGUGUCGUAGGUAGAUUUGUGGUAGGUUUGGUCUGAAACCCGAAGCAUUUGUUUGAUGUUUCCAAGGUUGGGAUUUUGGUUAUUGAGCGUGUGGAAUUGAUGGAACAGUUUGUUGCUACCCCUUGUGAUUGAUCCGCGUGCUUCAGUUUGUGCUUGGUCCAUUGGGGUGUCUUGGAUUGUUCGGGGUCAUGCAAAAAAUGGCUUCUGGGGGUUGGUCGGACAAACAUGGCUUCUAGUCAUCCAUUCUUUGAUGAUAUCCGAAGCAGAUCAAGCGUCGAUCCUCCUCAAACGGAAGAGCCAACUGAAGUUGGUGAACUUGUGAAUGAGCCUCUGCAGACUGCCCUUAAACCUCACGGGACUGUUACAAGCAGUGUUCGCGAGCUGUUAGAGUGCCCUGUGUGUUUAAAUGCUAUGUACCCUCCAAUCCACCAGUGUUCAAAUGGUCACACUUUAUGCUCUGGUUGCAAACCCAGAGUCCAUGAUCGGUGCCCUACAUGUAGGCACGAGCUUGGCAAUAUCAGAUGUCUGGCACUAGAAAAGGUGGCUGCAUCAUUAGAACUUCCAUGUAAAUAUCAAGGUUUUGGAUGCAUGGGCAUAUACCCAUAUUACAGCAAGCUAAAGCAUGAAUCUCAAUGUGCAUUUAGACCUUAUAAUUGCCCAUAUGCUGGUUCAGAAUGUUCAGUUAUGGGUGAUAUACCUUACCUUGUGACCCAUCUGAAAGAUGAUCAUAAAGUGGACAUGCACAAUGGUUGUACUUUCAAUCACCGUUAUGUCAAAACAAAUCCACAAGAAGUCGAAAAUGCCACGUGGAUGUUAACGGUUUUCAGUUGCUUUGGUCAGUAUUUCUGUCUACACUUUGAAGCUUUUCAGCUAGGAAUGGCUCCUGUCUACAUCGCCUUUUUGCGGUUCAUGGGGGACGACAAUGAGGCGAAGAACUACACGUACAGUCUGGAGGUGGGUGGAAAUGGGAGGAAGAUGAUUUGGCAAGGGGUGCCCAGAAGCAUUAGGGAUAGCCACCGCAAGGUUCGUGACAGUUUUGAUGGUCUCAUCAUUCAGAGGAGCAUGGCUCUUUUCUUUUCUGGGGGUGACAAGAAGGAACUGAAACUACGAGUCACUGGGAGAAUUUGGAAAGAGCAGUGAACAAUGAUGACCUAUUUGUAUUAGCUACAUUAGUUUGUAGUGUACCUAUUUCUUAAUUCUUUUGUAGUGGUAUGGAUCUUCUGUUCAUGUAUUGCAUUUUGUAAUUUAGGUGGCAACAUCUCUUUGCUUAGCUCUAGAUCAAAUACAUGAACAAGAAGGCUCAUUAUGAUAUAUUUUAAUAUAGAUGUGUAAUCUUAGCUUGCUCC
This is a messenger RNA of Vigna angularis (adzuki bean), 1485 nucleotides long. RefSeq names its product E3 ubiquitin-protein ligase DIS1. The record is from RefSeq and is a predicted model, not a curated record. Gene Ontology annotation, biological process: ubiquitin-dependent protein catabolic process; multicellular organism development. NCBI's taxonomy places the organism in Eukaryota, Viridiplantae, Streptophyta, Magnoliopsida, Fabales, Fabaceae. Gene Ontology annotation, molecular function: zinc ion binding; ubiquitin protein ligase activity; protein binding. Gene Ontology annotation, cellular component: cytoplasm. Bases 365 to 1279 code for a protein of 304 amino acids. The transcript has 4 exons.